AUGUCGCAGGCCUCGCUAGCUCCGCCCGAAGUAUGGCGGCAUCUCCUCCGAACCACGCUCCGUGAAUGUUCCUACCUCCCAGACCCAAUCGCGAGAAAAUACAUGCACAAAUAUGUCCUCGAACGAUAUCGUAAGAAAGUGUCCGCAUUCGCUCCUGACGAGCAGAAAGACACGAAACCUCGUCGUACGUCUGCUAAGCAUCAAGAACGACUGAACGCCAUGAGCCUCGAAAAGCAAAAAAAGCUACAGAAAUCAGCUAGAAGCAUCCUAUCAUUGAUACGACGGGGAAAUCAGGGCUAUCAAUUACCUCUAGACAAGAUACUGAUGCUCGCAUACGGACGAGUUGGCGCCAAGAAAUACACCCUCCUCUCUGAAAUAGUCCCCAAUGGUCGUGGUGGAAACAAAGUCUUCAACUCCAGCGCCGAUAUCGAAAAGUACCUUGAACAGAAAAAGAAAGAAUCAACUGGGGAUGACUGGCAGCUUCCGGAAGUCCUCCAUGCCCUGAUCAAAUCACAAAGAAACGACUCUUUUGUACGCUCUGCCCACGGGAAACGCUUUCGGGCGGGCGAUACCAUCAAGAUACCCAGAUUGAACAGCUGGAUGAAACCACUACCCGAGUGCCGUCGCGAGAACAUCAGGAAACGUAUACUCCACAGAUCAAAAUUCGCAGCUCUCCCMCCUGCCGAUCCAGACGAAGUCAACACUCUACGAGGUCUGAUAGACGGCACCGAGCCAUGGAAGCCACCCAUUCGACGAGUCAAUGUGCUCCCCGCUGCUAAGAAAUCGGCACUUGAAUCUUUAAUACAUGAAGGACCGCAAGGAGGUCUGAGUUUCAAGCAGGCAUACGCUGAUGGAAGACCUCACCGCUUGACGCGGAAGUUCAUGCGCAGUAUAUGGAAGAAAGUAUACAAACUGAUGCCUGUACAGGGCAUUAAUCUCGAGGGACGGCCGAAGUUCGACUUUCCGACCUUCAAGGGGCGGAGAUAUACAUUAACGAUGGGGAAGGAGGAGUUUCAGAGCAUUUUGAAUAACGAUGAACAUGGCCAUGAUAUCGCGUCAUUAGCGACGAAUAGUGAGCAUAGAGAAGAGACAACGGACCGUGGCGCUGAAAGCUCUAUUCAAUGA
This is a messenger RNA of Talaromyces amestolkiae, 1125 nucleotides long. RefSeq lists its product as uncharacterized. Lineage: Eukaryota; Fungi; Ascomycota; Eurotiomycetes; Eurotiales; Trichocomaceae. The coding region runs from base 1 to 1125 and encodes 374 amino acids. The record is from RefSeq and is a predicted model, not a curated record. The transcript has a single exon.